AAGCGACUUCCAGGGCAUAGACGAUCUUCGUUACAAACAUGGCAGCGCGCAUGUGAAUGUCAUGCCAUCCUAAUCUAUAACCCGAAUCAGUUGAUGCUUUGGUUCGAUUAUCGAUACGGCCACGCCGACAUGUCAGUGACAUCUUGCGGAAUUGUGCAUUGACUCACCUCAGACCGCUGGGGACCGGGAAAACUAGAAUUUAUUCGAUUUAUUAGCUGACCGGCUCUCGAUGAUAGCAUUUUAGCUAACCUGGAGUGAAGACAGAAUCACGAUGGAACCUGACCAGCAACAACUGAGAAACCUGCGGGAUUUCCUCCUGGUUUACAACCGCAUGACUGAAAUCUGCUUCCAGCGAUGCACCAGUAACUUCAACUACAGAAACCUCACCAUGGACGAGGAGCGCUGUGUGGACAGCUGUGCGGGGAAACUGAUUCGCUCCAACCACCGGCUGAUGGGCACCUAUGUGCAGCUGAUGCCUCGGAUGAUGCAGCGCCGGAUGGACGAGAUGGAGAGCAAGGCCGCAGAAAACGCGAAGGCAGCGGAGGCAGCUGCAAACGUGGGGCCUCCUGCCACAGAGGCCCCACCAGCAUCUGAAAUCCCCGUCAUCCCACAGAUCUCUCCGCUGUUGACUCCCCCAGUGACUGAUGUGGCACCAGACGCCCUUGGCUCGUUCUCGAAACCAGCAGGAUUUGAUGCCCCAGUCGGGUUGGACGCUGCUGCGUCCAAACCCACACCAGCCUCAGAAGUCACAUUAUCAGCUGCCACAGCACUUACACCUGCGACUGAGGCCAUGAAUCCAUCAGUGCUUAAUGAUGCUGGCAGCGGACCGUCUUUUAGAGCAGGCUUUCCUCCGCCGCCAAUAGCUGGGGCCCAAAUUGAGUUUGACAGCUCAGCUCCUGCUUUCACGCCAUCUAAGCCACCGUCCAUGUCGGCAGAUGUGCCUGCGACAGCAGCAGCUGCACCCACACUUCCUAAAUCCAUAGAGAGCCUGCCAGCGCAAGAGAGAGCUCAAGAACUUCCACCUCCAUCAAGUCAACAAUAAUUCCCAGUCUGGGUCAAGUUACAUACAUGAUUAAUAGAGUGACAUAAAUUAUAAAAAUAUUAUAUGUGAUAUCAUCAUGACCUAAAACCUUUUUCUGGCAACAUCCUCUGGAAUGUGAGUAUUUGCUGGGUUUUGUUUUCAUAUUAGACAUUUCUCAUGUUUUUUUUUUAACUUGUUUUACAAAAUGAGCAACUAGGAGACCUCAGGUGGACACUGAUUUUAAUCAAUUGAAAACAUGAUCUUAAAUUGCAGAUUUAGUGCCAUUUGAUCCCUCCAUAACAAGAACGACAGUUACGUUAACAUGCCCGAAAGUGUCGCAGAACAUGUCAGAAAUAGUUUGAAAAAAAAAAAUAAAUCAUGUGUACAGUUUUACGGGCAAGUGAGGGGAGAAAAAAAGGAAGGAAGCUCUUAUAAAGGUGUAUAUCUGUGUACGUGAGUGUGAUGGUAAUGAUAUUGCCAGUCAAGCUUCAAAUGAUCAGCCCUAUGCAUACAGGGAGCUCAGUUCAGACUUUCAGGAGGUAGGAGAGUUUAAUCUGAUGAUCUUCUGACCUGAUGAUGACUGUUUUGUAAAAUAAAUCCAGAAACGGAUAAUUUUCAGUAAUAAAGAUUGAGAGUAUCCAUGA
This is a messenger RNA of Acanthopagrus latus (yellowfin seabream), 1665 nucleotides long. RefSeq names its product translocase of inner mitochondrial membrane 10 homolog B (yeast) (gene timm10b). Lineage: Eukaryota; Metazoa; Chordata; Actinopteri; Spariformes; Sparidae. Gene Ontology annotation, cellular component: mitochondrial intermembrane space chaperone complex. The transcript has 3 exons. The record is from RefSeq and is a predicted model, not a curated record. The coding region runs from base 272 to 1042 and encodes 256 amino acids.